Messenger RNA from Neurospora tetraspora, 423 nucleotides. RefSeq lists its product as uncharacterized. The record is from RefSeq and is a predicted model, not a curated record. The transcript has a single exon. The annotation marks the transcript as partial. NCBI's taxonomy places the organism in Eukaryota, Fungi, Ascomycota, Sordariomycetes, Sordariales, Sordariaceae.
UAUCGGUUUGCGGGCAUGCAGAAUGGGAAUGAGUGCUGGUGUGGAGAGUAUGCCGGGAGGAAGAAAACGGGGGCGGAGAUGGGUUAUAUGGAUGCGGAGAGCUGGGCGAGGAAUCAGAGCGAGUGCACUAUUCCUUGCUCGGGUGAUGAGAGCAAGUUCUGUGGCGGGAAGGAUUUGUUGGCUGGUUUUGAUACGGAGGAUCACGAGCCUUAUAGUUCUUUGUCUUCUAUGGGGGUUAGCACCGGGGCCAGUACCAGCACCAGUGCUGCUGUUGGCACUAUGACUAGCACCAGCAUUGCGACCAACACCACAGGUGUUGAUGCUCCCGGUGCUAGCGAGACUCGUGCGAGUUCCGGGGCUGUGAGGAAUUUGGUCGUGCCAUGGAGCUUCGUUGUGGUGCUAUCUAUGGCAUUGUUCUCAUAG